AUGCCAAUUGAAAUAGUCCACGUGCCAAUGGAAAUAGCCCAUGUGCCAAUGGAAAUAGUCCAUGUGCCAAUGGAAAUAGCCCAUGUGCCAAUGGAAAUAGUCCAUGUGCCAAUGGAAAUAGUCCACGUGCCAAUGGAAAUAGCCCACGUGCCAAUGGAAAUAGCACAUGUGCCAAUGGAAAUAGUCCACGUGCCAAUGGAAAUAGUCCACGUGCCAAUGGAAAUAGGCCAUGUGCCAAUGGAAAUAGUCCAUGUGCCAAUGGAAAUAGUCCACGUGCCAAUGGAAAUAGCCCAUGUGCCAAUGGAAAUAGUCCAUGUGCCGAUGGAAAUAGUCCACGUGCCAAUGGAAAUAGUCCAUAUGCCAAUGGAAAUAGCCCAUGUGCCAAUGGAAAUAGUCCACGUGCCAAUGGAAAUAGUCCACGUGCCAAUGGAAAUAGCCCAUGUGCCAAUGGAAAUAGUCCAUGUGCCAAUGGAAAUAGCCCAUGUGCCAAUGGAAAUAGUCCAUGUGCCAAUGGAAAUAGUCCACGUGCCAAUGGAAAUAGGCCAUGUGCCAAUGGAAAUAGUCCACGUGACAUUGGAAACAGGCCAUUUGCCAAUGGAAAUAGUCCAUAUGCCAAUUUAA
Haliotis rufescens (red abalone) is the source of this 621-nucleotide messenger RNA. Its product is annotated as splicing factor 3A subunit 2-like. Lineage: Eukaryota; Metazoa; Mollusca; Gastropoda; Lepetellida; Haliotidae. The record is from RefSeq and is a predicted model, not a curated record. The transcript has a single exon. The coding region runs from base 1 to 621 and encodes 206 amino acids.